AUGAGCAGUGGCCCUGGGACCGGCAGGCCCGGAGGCCUGGUGGCCCUUCGUGGCAAGGGGCGGAGCAUGCACAAAAGCAUUGUCUUCGACAUUGGCUUCCUUUACCUGGAGGGAGCCAUCGCUGCUGAAAACGAGGGAGCCAUCGCUGCUCAGCUGUGUGUCCUUCUAUGGCUCGCAGGAGUGCUGGACCAGGUCAUAGACCACUACAAGCUAAUGAACUCCCAAGGAGGGCUGCUGCAGACGGUGUUUGUGAUAACGUACAUGCUAACAGCACCUGUGUUUGGCUACCUGGGUGAUCGCCACAGCCGUCGAGCCAUCAUGGCUGCUGGCGUCUUCUUCUGGAGUGCCACCACUCUUCUCGGUUCCAUACCACCAAAGAAGUUUGUGCUGUUUGCUCUGCUACGUGGCCUGGUGGGCAUUGGUGAGGCUAGCUACUCCACUGUGGCCCCAACAGUCAUAGGGGACCUCUUCUCAGGACCACGCCGAAGCAAAAUGCUGGCAGUUUUCUACUUCGCCAUCCCCGUCGGCAGUGGUCUCGGCUACAUUGUUGGUGCAUCUGUGGCAGAGGCGCUGCAUGGAUGGUACUGGGCCCUCAGGGUGACUCCCGUACUUGGUGCGGUGGCAGUGCUGCUGGUGUUGUUUGUCUUGCGUGAGCCUCUGCGAGGUGCCAGUGAAGGGGCCACCACCAUGGGUCCUUCUACGCUCAAGGACGACCUGUUUUCCCUGAUUGCCAACCGCUCGUACAUCUGGUCCACGCUGGGCUUCACGUGUGUCACGUUUGCCACGGGUGCCCUGGCCUGGUGGGCACCCAGCUACAUGACGCACGCCCUCCAGCUGCACAAUCCAGAUGGCAAGGCUGAUGAAGGAAGGUGGACUUUUCUGGCAGUGCGUCGUCUGAGGAAAGUUAAGGUGAAUGAGCAGGCAGCAUGA
Molecule: messenger RNA, 930 nt
Organism: Dermacentor silvarum
Lineage: Eukaryota; Metazoa; Arthropoda; Arachnida; Ixodida; Ixodidae
Product: protein spinster-like
Exons: 8
Coding region: 1-930 (309 amino acids)
Biological process (GO): transmembrane transport
Cellular component (GO): membrane
Molecular function (GO): transmembrane transporter activity
Source: RefSeq, a predicted model, not a curated record